CACUUCCGGGUGGCUCUCACGUCUCUUUACUCUCAAUCCGCUCCCCUUUCCUGUGUGCUCUCGACCGGGGAGGACUGUGGCCGCAGAAGACCCACACGGUUCCUCGGUCGCCGUCUCGUCCCGGGGGGACUCUCGAGGCGCCAUUUCCCCGCGCAGCUGGCCGCCCAUGACGCGAGAUCCGCUGCGGGUGGUGCACGGCGGCGAGCGCUCCUCGUCUGGGCGACAUCUCCGCGCUCAAGUAGCAUCGCUUGCUAACGUUAGCUAACAACAUCGGUAACGACACUUGGUUGACAGCGAACACCGGACGACAGAGGGCUUACUGCCCUCCAUUUAGCACAGGAAACGGAUCGCUUUACUCCACUAACGUUUUAUAUUCAGGGCCCGCAGUUCGAGAGUAGCCCGUCACUUUUAACGAAGCUGUGUUGAAAUUUCCAACAGCACUUUCGAAGCCGCUUCCUUUUCUACCUCAUCACCCCGAUGCCUCGUCGCUCCUCUCCGGAACCUCGACUUUCAUUCUCAGCCCCAUCGGGGCCGUUGCUUGAUACAAUCCGAUGAAGGAGAGUGGCACGGCCGGCAUUUGAAGUCCUCUCCAGCCGUUCCCCUUUUUCCCUUCUCUUGGUGCAGACGGAAGCUAGCGGGCCUAUUUAUCCAGCGCGCACCCACCCAGGAGUGAAAAUCCCAUACUUCCAAUUUGGUCUGAAACCGGAACCCACUCCAGAUUCUGCGUGACCGCGAGCCACGGGUCUCGCCAUGCCGGGUCCGGUGGCCGGUAGCAAGUCCCGCGUGUACGAUGAUGUCAACACACUGAAGAGCCGGGAUUACUGGGACUACGAGGCCCACGUGCCCAACUGGAACAACCAGGAGGACUACCAGCUGGUGCGUAAACUGGGCAGAGGGAAGUAUAGUGAAGUCUUCGAGGCCAUAAACAUCACCAACAAUGAGAAGGUGGUGGUCAAGAUUCUGAAGCCUGUUAAGAAAAAGAAGAUCAAGCGUGAGAUCAAGAUCCUGGAGAACCUGCGAGGUGGGACCAACAUCAUCCGUCUGGUGGAUACAGUUAAAGAUCCUGUGUCCAGAACUCCAGCACUCGUCUUUGAAUGCAUCAAUAACACAGACUUCAAGGAGUUGUACCAGAAGUUGACUGACUAUGAUAUCCGUUUUUAUAUGUAUGAACUACUGAAGGCCCUGGACUACUGUCACAGCAUGGGAAUCAUGCAUCGUGACGUCAAGCCCCACAAUGUGAUGAUCGACCACCAGUUGAGAAAGCUACGCCUUAUAGACUGGGGUUUAGCAGAGUUCUACCACCCUUCCCAGGAGUACAAUGUCAGAGUGGCGUCCCGAUACUUCAAAGGCCCCGAGCUCCUGGUGGAUUACCAGAUGUAUGAUUAUAGUCUAGAUAUGUGGAGCUUGGGCUGUAUGCUUGCCAGUAUGAUCUUCCAGAAAGAGCCCUUCUUCCACGGGCAGGACAACUACGACCAGCUGGUGCGAAUUGCCAAGGUUCUGGGGACAGAUGAGCUAUUCGGCUAUCUGCGUAAAUACCACAUCGAACUUGAUCCACGCUUUAAAGAUCUGCUUGGACAACAGAGCAGGAAGCGCUGGGAGCAGUUUGUGCAGACCGAGAACCAGCAUCUUGUGAGUCCCGAGGCUUUGGACCUUCUGGACAAGCUGCUUCGCUACGACCACCAACAGAGACUGACUGCCACGGAGGCCAUGGAGCAUCCUUACUUCUACCCCGUUGUAAAGGAGCAGUCUCUGUCAAACUCUGACAACAUGGUUUCUAGUGGGAACACCACGGCGCGAUGAAACACAGAAAGUAGAAAGAAGAAGGAUGUUUGUUACCUCAACAUUGUCCGCAGUUGUGGCAGUAACUUUGACAAGUGUACAGUGACAAUGGAUCAAAGUAACUGACCAGUUACAAACUCACAGAUAUGUCCAUACAGACACACACACACACGCACACGCAAGCAGGUAAACAUACACCCUCCUCCUCUGUAUCAGUCUGUGAUUGGCCUGUUCCGGUGUCCUGUCCAGCAGCCUGACCAAUGAGCUUGAAGCUGCUCACUCCCUGACCCCUCCCAUCUCAAUCUCAUAUUACAAGGACAAACUACUUUUAAAGAAAAAUUCCCUCCCCAAGCCUCCAUCCUUCCUUUAUAUCGUCCCACCUCUUUGUUUGCAUCAGCAUGGAAGAUGGACAGGAGUGUGACCCUGUACAAGCCAACACCCCCAACCCCCCAGACUCGUUCAUCCAUGCACCCAUCUGUCUGUCCGCGCUCCUUGCCAUCUUUUACCCUGACAGACAAAUGUCUUAGCACUACUCCAGUUCUGAAAGUGGCAUGGUGGACUCUCUCUAGCUAGAAUGAUGAUAAUAUUAAUGAAAAAUAAAUAAUUUUUAUUUAGA
Messenger RNA from Phycodurus eques (leafy seadragon), 2395 nucleotides. RefSeq names its product casein kinase 2, alpha prime polypeptide b (gene csnk2a2b). Gene Ontology annotation, molecular function: protein serine/threonine kinase activity; ATP binding. The record is from RefSeq and is a predicted model, not a curated record. The transcript has 12 exons. Lineage: Eukaryota; Metazoa; Chordata; Actinopteri; Syngnathiformes; Syngnathidae. Gene Ontology annotation, biological process: regulation of chromosome separation; protein phosphorylation. The coding region runs from base 751 to 1800 and encodes 349 amino acids. Gene Ontology annotation, cellular component: nucleus; protein kinase CK2 complex; cytosol.